GGGGGUGGGGUCCAGGUGUGCACAGGUGAAUAUAUACAGGCUGCGAAUUCACAGACCGUGCUCACUAAACCUACAACACUUUCUUACCUGUGGAGUGGAGAUAUCAGCAUGGAGAAAGUUCUCAAGUCAGUGUUCGUCCUCCUGGUGGCCACCUCCUUCGCUCUAGCUAAAGAUGUACCACAAAAAGAGAAAAAUACCACCAAGCCUCAAACACUCUCAAGAGGAUGGGGAGAUAACCUUGACUGGGUUCAGACAUAUGAAGAGGCCUUAUUUAAAGCUAAGACUGGAAACAAACCCUUAAUAGUUAUCAACCACAGAGAAGACUGCCCCCAUUCUCAAGCUUUGAAGAAGGCAUUUUCAGAACACAAAGGCAUCCAGAAAUUAGCUGAACAAUUUGUGCUUCUUAAUGUUAUCUAUGACCCCACAGACAAAAAUUUGUUACUCGAUGGCCAGUAUGUUCCAAAGAUUGUUUUUGUGGAUCCUUCACUUGUAGUAAGAGCAGAUAUUCCAGGGAAGUAUUCAAACCACCGCUACACAUAUGAGCCCGUUGAUAUUGAUUUGUUGUAUGAAAACAUGAAGAAAGCUUUAAAACUCCUGAAGACAGAAUUGUAGGAGACGUUGCUCAUUUUUUCUAGACUGACUACAUUUUAAUAUUAUGGAUGUGUAUGCAAAAGUAAUUCUAUGUUCUUAAUUUAAAAUCAGUGGUGUAUAACGGGAAGACUUUUUUGAUAUGUUCCACUUGCUUCAACUUUAAUGUGAAAACACCAGUUAUUUGUUUGUUAGUUUUUUAAUUGAAUAAAUCUUCUAUGGUUUAUUUAUAA
This is a messenger RNA of Spea bombifrons (plains spadefoot toad), 821 nucleotides long. It is a transcript of the gene AGR2, whose product is annotated as anterior gradient 2, protein disulphide isomerase family member. The transcript has 8 exons. NCBI's taxonomy places the organism in Eukaryota, Metazoa, Chordata, Amphibia, Anura, Pelobatidae. The record is from RefSeq and is a predicted model, not a curated record. Gene Ontology annotation, molecular function: dystroglycan binding. Gene Ontology annotation, cellular component: endoplasmic reticulum. The coding region runs from base 109 to 612 and encodes 167 amino acids.